AUGAAUAUACUGCGGGAUCAUGUUGGACACUCGACGUUUCCUCAGGGCCUUGCGGAUGGUCUCAAACGAUUCGUCGCUGAUGUUCACAGGUUUGUUAUGGUCAUGCUUCCAGCGGUAGCGUUUGAGCUUUCCUUCAAGCUCACCGAGUUCGCAGCUGAUCGAGCACCACAGGCAGUGGCUUUCCUGGCCUUUUUCUCGGACAUACUUCUCUCGCAUGUGAGCAGCUGCAGCCUUGCGAUUGCGGAGCAUGGCCAG
Molecule: messenger RNA, 255 nt
Organism: Cylicostephanus goldi
Lineage: Eukaryota; Metazoa; Nematoda; Chromadorea; Rhabditida; Strongylidae
Source: the annotation of a GenBank genome assembly